Messenger RNA from Colias croceus (clouded yellow), 665 nucleotides. Its product is annotated as protein C1orf194. The transcript has 3 exons. The record is from RefSeq and is a predicted model, not a curated record. Lineage: Eukaryota; Metazoa; Arthropoda; Insecta; Lepidoptera; Pieridae. Bases 81 to 488 code for a protein of 135 amino acids.
UAUAAUACAUUGCUGACGACUUGUAGGUUAAUAAUUUUUUAUCUAAAUAGGCAAUCAAAAUUCCAAAAGUAAAACCAUUCAUGGCUAACAGAAUGAAAGGAAUAAAGCAAGUUAGGAAUAAAAAACUUUUACCCGAUUUACGAAAAGAGGGAGAACUGAGCAAGGACAUUGUUUUGUCUACUAAAGAAAAGCACGGAGUUUCCGCAGGAUCCCGUCUUUACUCUCAUCAUACUUUAGCCAGCGUCAGAAAACUAAGUUUCUUUCAUCCGUUUUUCUUGCCAGAAGACAGUCUCGAUAUAGUCCUUGCUGCUGUAUACAAUCACUCAACUGAACGCUUCGCUGACAAGGAGGAUCUUUACUUACAACCCGAAACAAUCGGCUGCGGUACAUGGAGACGUUUAAGAAAUACUUAUGAUAAGCUACCGCCAGUUGUUAUUCCUCUGGUAUUGUAUUUCCUACUCAAUUAUUUAAAUAGGGUCAUCCUAUGAAACGUGGAGGUAUCACGGAAAAACGGUCACCCUUUAGCGUAAAGUUGAUGAAUUCUGGAGUGCAUUCUUCACAGACCAAUCCAGGAUACAGUAGACAGCCAGCUGGAGGCGCUAUCUUCUUCUAUUAAAUUAUUUGAAAACAUAAUAAAGACAACCCUUAGAACAUUAGGGCAAAAA